Molecule: messenger RNA, 918 nt
Organism: Iphiclides podalirius (scarce swallowtail)
Lineage: Eukaryota; Metazoa; Arthropoda; Insecta; Lepidoptera; Papilionidae
Source: the annotation of a GenBank genome assembly
AUGAACCACGCGGCCGCCAAGCCGCCGCCGUCGCCCGCCACCUCGUCCAACGGGGCGUCGCACUCCGAGGCCGACUUGAGCGACUCCGAGCUCGACGUCACCGGCACCGAGCCGGUCGACUGCACCAAGCCCAAGGACGACGACGCGGAGAAGAAGGACAAGAAGCACGAGAAGCCCGCGUACAGCUACAACGCCCUCAUCAUGAUGGCCAUCCGCAACAGCCCCGAGAAGAGGCUCACGCUCAACGGCAUCUACGAGUACAUCAUGACCAACUUCCCGUACUACCGGGAGAACAGGCAGGGCUGGCAGAACUCCAUCCGCCACAACCUAAGUCUGAACAAGUGUUUCGUGAAAGUGCCGCGCCAUUACGACGACCCCGGCAAGGGCAACUACUGGAUGCUGGACGCGUCCGCCGAGGACGUGUUCAUCGGAGGCACCACCGGUAAGCUGCGGCGGCGGUCGGCGCUCAACGGCCGCUCGCGCCUCGCCUGCUUCAAGAGGCCGCUGUUCCCCGGCGCGCCUCUGCCGGGCGGCUACCCGCCGGCGACCUACUCGCAGCUGGUCGGCCUCUACUCGCAAUUGCUGUACCAGAGGUACGCGCCGAUGCAGAUGAAGGCGCCGCCCGUGGCCCCGAGCGCGGUGCACCCGGCGUUCAGGGGCGCCGAGGCGAUGGGCUACGGCCUGCCCUACUCGCCCGCCUUCUCGUACGCUUCGGAGCGGCUGCCGACGGCGCCGUUCCUCGGCCAGUCGCCCCUGCUCCAGAACUCGCUGGCGCAGACCUCCCCGCUGCUGGCGCCCUCGCCCCCGAUGGUGGCGCACUCGCCCCCGACGUCCGGCGCCUCCAGCCCUGAGCUGUCGCCCUCGCACCACCCCCUGACGCCGCACAUCUACAAACCCAUCACGGUUCUGACGCGGCAG